UCGGGGCUGUAGAUCCCCGUGCCGCGCGCGGCGGUCCUGCCGCUCCCUCGAGCUCGCGGCCGAGCCUGACCUCUGCCCCGGAAGCGCUCGUCCGCAUGUCUUCUCGCAAGGGCCGCCGGCAGCCCUCCCGCGGCGGGGACAGUCUCCCGGGCUCGCCCGCUGGCGCCUGCAGCACCGUCCGCGGGGCCGCGCUGCUGACGGUCACCGGCGCUCAGGACAAGGAUGUCCGCGUCCCCAAACGGCUGCAGAGCUCCCUGGUGCAGCUGGCACUGGGCACCCUGAAGGCCGCAGGCCUGUGCAUUGGCCGCCCAGUGCUGCUUACUGGGCCUGGCGGCCAGCAAGAGGUCGCCAUAGCCUGGCCACUAGCUUCAUUUCCCAGCGGGAAGGUGGGCUUGAGUGAAACCGCCCAGAGGAAUGUGGGCGUGAAGGUGGGCGGCACCGUUCUGGUGCAGCCACUUCUGGGCGCCCUGGUGCCAGCUGAGGAGGUGGACCUGGUCCUCAGAGAUGUGGACGCAGACCUGGAUGAGGAGCCGCUGGCCGAGUGUCUGCGGAGGAAGCUCGACCGCAGGGUCAUCUUGCCGGGCAACUUCCUGUACUUCACUUUCUAUAUCCGGCCUCUGGAGCUUCAUGUGUUGGGGGUCAAAGGGGCUGAUGGUGGUGUCCUAGGAGUGCGCCAGAGUCCCAGGGACAAGGAAACGGAGGGCUCUGCCUCUGAGCCCCCCAGUACAGACAUCAGCGCCACAGACCUACCCCUUCAGCUCAGCCAGCUGGAGCUGGGCUCACCCAGUCCGCCAGUGGCCAUCAGCUCCCCCUGCACGCCCGAGCCAAGGCACAAUGGCUCACCAAAUGUGGCCCAGAACCCUGCAGAAGGCAGCUUGGACUUGGACAUGAGGGCUGCUGAGGACUGGGAGGGGUGGUUGAGCUCGGCUGUGGACCUGGGAGCCAAGCGGAACACAGACAUCUUUUACUUCAUCUCCUCGACAACCCGCAUCCACUUCAGCCGUGGCUGUGUGGAGUCCCAUGAGCAGGACCUGCCCAGGGUGACCUACGACAUGAUCGGCGGCCUGGGCCCGCAGCUGGCGGCCCUGCGGAGGCUCAUCGAGCUACCACUCACACAGCCAGAGCUGUUUCAGCGACUUGGGGUCCCUCCCCCUAGAGGAGUGCUGCUAUACGGCCCCCCAGGGACUGGGAAGACCAUGAUCGCCAGGGCUGUGGCCAGUGAGACCAGCGCGUCUGUCUUUGUCAUCAACGGCCCUGAGAUUCUAAGCAAGUUCUAUGGAGAGACGGAAGCAAGCCUGCGUCGGAUCUUCGCAGAAGCCUCUCGUAGGCGCCCAUCCAUCAUCUUCAUCGAUGAGCUGGAUGCCUUGUGCCCACAGAGGGCAGGGGCUCAGAGCGAUGUGGACAAGCGGGUGGUGGCUUCACUUCUUACGCUCAUGGACGGCAUUGGCUCUGAAGGAAGUGAAGGGCAGGUGUUGGUUCUGGGGGCCACCAACCGCCCCGAGGCACUGGACGCAGCACUACGCAGGCCUGGGCGCUUUGACCAGGAGCUGGAGAUCGGUGUGCCCAGUGCUGAAGGCCGACUAGACAUCCUGAGGAGGCUGCUCCGUGCUGUCCCCCAUAAGCUCAGCGACACCGACCUGCAGCAGCUGGCCAGCAGCACCCAUGGCUAUGUGGGUGCCGACCUCAGGGCCCUCUGCCAUGAGGCAGGUCUGUGUGCCUUGCUUCGGGCCCUGGGGAAGCGGCCGAACGUGUCCGACAGUAAGCUGGCAGCAUCAGUGACCGUCACCCUACAGGACUUCCUACAGGCCAUGAAUGAGGUCAGGCCCAGUGCCAUGAGAGAGGUGGCCGUGGACGUUCCCAAUGUGUCCUGGUCAGAUAUCGGAGGCCUGGAAGAGAUCAAGCUGAAGCUGAGACAGGCUGUGGAGUGGCCCCAGAAACACCCCGAGUCCUUCAUUCGCAUGGGCAUCCGGCCCCCAAAAGGGGUCCUCCUGUAUGGGCCACCUGGCUGCUCGAAGACCAUGAUAGCAAAGGCACUGGCCAACGAGAGUGGACUCAACUUCCUUGCUGUGAAGGGGCCCGAGCUAAUGAAUAAAUAUGUCGGGGAGUCAGAGCGAGCUGUGCGAGAGAUAUUCCGGAAAGCCCGUGCUGUGGCCCCGUCCAUCAUCUUCUUUGACGAGCUCGACGCCCUGGCUGUUGAAAGGGGCAGAUCCUCAGGUGCAGGAGACGUGGCAGACCGGGUUCUGGCCCAGCUCCUGACAGAGAUGGAUGGUGUGGAGCAGCUGAGGGACGUGACUGUUGUGGCAGCCACGAAUCGGCCAGACCGGAUAGACCAGGCACUGCUCCGGCCCGGCCGCAUUGACAGUGCCAUCUACGUGCCGCUGCCAGAUGCAGCCACUCGGCGGGAGAUUCUGCAUCUGCGUCUGCGCAACAUGCCAGUGGCUGACGAUGUGGACCUGCAGGAACUUGUGUCCCGGACAGAGGCUUAUUCAGGGGCAGAGAUAGUGGCCGUGUGCCAGGAGGCAGGUCUGCGGGCUCUGGAGGAGGACUUGGGCGCCUCCCACAUCCUCUGCAGACACUUUAACCAGGCCCUGGACGCACUGCCGCCACGCACCUCUGCCACAGCCCAGCGCUUCUAUGAGGACUACCGUGCACAGAGUGGGCUGCACGCACCAUGAGGCCACCGCUUAUGGGAUCUGGGCCUGAGUAGAACAGAUUGAUCUUAGCGUGU
Molecule: messenger RNA, 2728 nt
Organism: Suncus etruscus (white-toothed pygmy shrew)
Lineage: Eukaryota; Metazoa; Chordata; Mammalia; Eulipotyphla; Soricidae
Gene: AFG2A
Product: spermatogenesis associated 5
Exons: 16
Coding region: 96-2675 (859 amino acids)
Cellular component (GO): cytoplasm
Molecular function (GO): ATP hydrolysis activity; ATP binding
Source: RefSeq, a predicted model, not a curated record